Molecule: messenger RNA, 3482 nt
Organism: Hemiscyllium ocellatum (epaulette shark)
Lineage: Eukaryota; Metazoa; Chordata; Chondrichthyes; Orectolobiformes; Hemiscylliidae
Exons: 3
Coding region: 60-884 (274 amino acids)
Source: RefSeq, a predicted model, not a curated record
UUAGCGUUGGCUGCUGCUGAGUUAGCCGCAUCCUUGAUUUAAUUUUUUUGGUUGUAAUUAUGUGUAGCAUGGAGCUAACACCUACGCAAUUAAUUCUGUUCCCGAACAACAGCAAUUCAGCUUCAGCUGUACGUUGGAUAGUAAUAAGCAUAGUGCUUUACAUAUUGGAAGAGAUCACAGAGAAGCAAAUUCCAUGUCCGUGUACAUCUCCAGACGCAAAUUCUGAAUCUUAUCGUAUGGUCUUCGCGAUACCUGCAGUACUACUGUUUUUCCUUGCUAUGGUGUUGCAACAUAAAAAGAAAUAUAAAAACUUCGAAGAAAUUUGGGAAGAAUGCCAGCGCUGCCAGGAAUGUGAGUCCAAGGCCUUUGCUGUCUCUUUCUGCAAAUCAGUCAGCCUAUCAAUAAUAUGGAUCGGUAUUUUGUUUCUGGAUGGUGAUUAUUACGCCUGUUCUCAAAACAUGAAUGAUGAGAAAAUGAACAGUACAAUAUGCUCCAAACUCAGCUGCGAACGGAAUCCCGAUAUUUUUUUACCUGAAUACGGUCGUAAUUGUAAUUAUUCGCGGCGUAUAGGUGCCGGUUUACUUACCACGUGGGUGAUUUUGGUUUUAAUCUGCUACCUUUUCCAACCUGACGAACAGCAUCAAACCAAACACACAUAUCAUAUCAAGCUUAUAGAAGCGACACAAGGACGGAUUACGGAGCCAUUGCCACAUGCGAGCACUAACGAAGACAAUAUGAUUUCAUUACUGCAAUCAAGACUGCCAAUAUCUUUUACUGCAACGAUCCAGACUGUUUCAGAUGAAGACAAUUCUACCAGUGAAGUGAGAGAAAAUUCGACUGACGGACCUUCGCAGGAAGCUGAAGGACCUCGAAAUGAAUCGUAGAAAUAAUAUGCGAUGGUAUGUUAGUUGUGCCCUACCAUUGCCAGGAGUUCACACAAGUGCACUAUUCAGAAAAGACUACUUACCAAAAUCGUGAGCAUUCCGAAAUGGAAAAUCAAUUCAGAAACAAAGACAAAAUGAAUGAGGAAGUUAUCAAUGUGACUUAAAAAUAUUUAAACUCAUUCUGAAUAUGAUUGGAGAAUCAAAAUGAUUACAAUUUCUUUAAAGACUAGACAAACAAAAAUAUCAAAUGACUCUGCUUGAGCGUAAUAAAUCAUUUCAAUUAUAUUCUUAAAGCAGCUAAAAAUAAUUUGACCCAUGAAUGCUGAAUAUAGGGUUAAAGACAAGAUUCGUGGCAGAAUGGAGGAACAGAGAGAUCUGGGUGUGCAAGUACAUAGAUCCCUCAAAGUUGCCACCCACGUGAAUAGGGUUUUAAAGAAAGCAUAUGGUCUUUUGGCUUUCAGUUACAGGGGUAUUGAGUUUAAGAGCCACAAGGUUUUGCUGCAGCUCUACAAGUCACUAGUGAGACCACACUUGAAAUAUUGUGUGCAGUUCCGUUCACCCUACAAUAGGAAAGAUACAGGAGAGGGUGCAAAGAAGAUUUACCAGGAUGCUGCCUGAACUGGAGGGCUUGUUGCAUGCAGAAAGGUUGAAUAAGCUCAGACUUUUCUCUCUGGAGCGAAGGAGGAAGAGAGGAGACCCGAUCAAGGUAUACAAAAUAAUGAGAGGCAUGGAUAGAGUCAAUAGCCACAGACUUUUCCCCAGGGCAGGAUUGACUGGUACGAGAAGUCAUAGUUUGAAGAUAUUAUGAGGAAGUUAUAAAGGAGACAUCAGAGAUAGGUUCAUUAUACAUAGAGUUGUGAAUGCAUGGAAUGCAUUGCCAGUUGAGGUGGUGGAAGCGAAGUCAUUGGGGACAUUUAAGUAACUGCUGGACAUGCACAUGGAUAGCAGUGAGUUGAGGGGUGCGUAGGUUAAGUUACUAUAUUUUACAUUUGGAUUAAGUCUCGGCACAACAAUGUGAGCCUAAGGGCCUGUUUUGUGCUAUACUUUUCUAUGUUCUAUGAAUGGAAGGACUGUUAGCGUUAAAAAGGAAGUAUUUUGAACUUGUUGGCUGAACCAGAAAACAAAAAUAGCUAAUGCUUCAGAGUGAUGAUCUUUUACUUUAGAAACUUUUUUUAGAAAUAUUAGAACUUAAACAAAUUGAGAGCCAAGAAAAAGGGAGGAUGAGAGAGGAGAACAAUGGGGAGAAUGAGAGGGUGAAAUGUAGAAAUGGAUGAUAGUUAAAGCCUUUCCAGGAUGUGCUGAUAAUUGUCUUUCGACUAAUCUCUAACUUGCUGUUUCUGUUGUGCUUUCUUGAAUAGUAGAGUUAAUUUUUUUUAGCUUUCCCAGAUAUGUAAAUAGAAAUGUAAUAAAAAAGGUUGAGGUUAAUUAUGAACCAAAGUGUACAAAAGCAGGGAGCACACCUGAGGAGGUAUCUGUCUUUACUGAUGAAAAUGUUGCCCAAAUAUUAGUGAAAGAGUUGAGAUCAUGGAUAAACUAACAAUUGAUAAAAGAUAAGAUUGGAUAAUAUUCAUCUAAGGGGCUGGCACAGUGUCUCAGCGCUACUGCCUUGCAGCAUUAGGGAUCUGGGUUUGAUUCCACCCUCAGACGAUUGUCUACGUGAGUUUGAAUUUAUUGUCUGAACCAGGCGUGGAAGUAUCUGUGGAGAAAACAAAAAUAGAGUUAAGGUGGAGUUUGCACGUCCUCCACACCUCUACGUGGGUUUCCUCCACAGUCAAAUAUUGUGCAGGUUAAGUGGAUUGUCCGUGCUAAAAUGUCCAAAUUGUUCAGGGAUGCACAGGUUAAGUGGAUUUUCCAUGGUGUAUGUUGGGUUAUAGGGAUAGGGCAAUGGGGUGAGUCCAGAUGGAAUGCCGUUCGAGGGGUCAGUGUGGACUUGAUGGAUUGAUUGGCCUGCUUCCACACUGUAUGGAUUCUAUGAACAAGAAUUUUAAAGAAUGAGUCUAUAAAAUGAACGUGUAAAAUGAAGAUAUGCAAAGAGCUGAAGAAGGCGACUGUUUAUGCAGAUGUCUGAGAUACUCUUUCAGGUUUGAAACAAUGAUGAAGUCGCAAUGAUGAAAAAAUAUGAAGUUCAUAAUGUGAAAUCUGAACAACUUUUCAGAAACAGAACAGGACAAUCUAUAUUUGAGUUGCAACAGCGUCGCUUCUCUUGACGGAGUUUUGAAGUAUAAAUGUUGGAAACAGAAAAUGCCUGAAAGCCUCACGAAAGUUUAAUUUUCCAUCUUAAAGCAGAGAGUAAUUCCUGCAUGAGAAUUUGACAGAUUGUGAUGAUCAAGAUGAACUUUGAAAUUUAAUUGGGCAAUGGGGGAAUUAUUAUGUGGAUUGCAUGUUGUAAGAUAAUUUUUAGGAUGUUGACAUGAUAGAUAAUGGGGGAAAUGGGCUGUAAUGGGCUGGAUAGUGGGAGAUGAUGUUGAGCAGCUGGGUAUCUGUGGUAAUUUCGAGGUAUAAUGUUUGAUUUUGAUGUGGUUGUUUUUAAGUUGAAGACGAAAAGUAAAUUCUGAGAAGAAUGAGAACCUUGUUUAAAAAUCUAAUAAAUAGUGUGUU